Molecule: messenger RNA, 2593 nt
Organism: Lymnaea stagnalis (great pond snail)
Lineage: Eukaryota; Metazoa; Mollusca; Gastropoda; Lymnaeidae
Source: the annotation of a GenBank genome assembly
UUUCACUAUUGCUGUAAACUGAUGUCCUUGCUUGAUCGUUGAUGUGUUAGCACUGAACUAAGAUUGCGUUACACUAUGGACAGUGUGGGGAAGGAGUGUCAAGAUUUAAAACGUAAAUAUGAUGAAUGUUUUAACAAGUGGUUUGCGGAAAAGUUCUUAAAAGGUGUAACCGAGGACCCAUGCACAAAGUUGUUUAACGUUUAUCAAGAGUGUGUUAAGGUUAGUCUGUUUAGCCAAGUUAGACUGUUACAUUAUUAAAUUAUUAGUAUUAGUAUUAGGCUAACAUUAACCAUUAACAAAUUUCAUUUUAUAUUAACUUCUUCUCCUCUUUUAUAUGUCGAGGCUGAGGGCCCACGAUCCCAAUCAGCCAUUGUCAGAAUCAAUAGUAUUGUUCAUUCUGGCUCUCAUUUUUGUAGAUAGUGAUAGUGGUUUCGUGACGUUUCUAAUUUCUAUGCAUAAUAAUUUUAAAUAAUAAUAAUAGUUUUGAAGUGGACACUUCACUAGUUGCAAGGGCUACUUAGCAAGCAAUGGUAAUAAUUAGAAACUGGGGGUUGGAAGGCAGGAGUAGGCAAAAUAUGCAAAUGUAUUUAUUUAUAUUUAUUUAUUUAGGCAUUUUUAUAUAGCGCUUAUCAUAAAGUCAUAAAGCUCUAAGCGCUUUACAAUUAUUAAAACAUGUGAACUAAGUAAAAUAAAAAUGAGACACUAGGAUAGUAACUACUAUUCUAUAGAAACAAUGAAAAUGGCUAUAAAACGAGGACACUUUGACACUUCAGGAUCAACCCGAAACAGAAAAUGAGGUAGGUUGAUCGUGGUAUCAAGGCAGAUGGUGGAGAGGUUGAUUGCGGUAUCAAAUGUAUCAAAUGUUGGCCUCAAAUUUUCUUUUGGAAGCUUGUUCCAGUCCCUGAUUGUCUUUGGCAGGAAUGUACUGUGUUCUUGCUGUUAUGAGCUGGAACUGCCUGUCAUGGCCUUGUCAAUUAACAAUGUCGAGGGGGGAGAGGGAGAGUUUCUGUUUAAUGCUGGAGCAGUGGAUCAGCCCAUUUUUUAUCUUUAUAACAAUCAUAAUAUAUAAUAAGAAUAAGUUCGUUAACAUUUAAGCAUUGCUCCACUAGUAAAUUUAAGUAAGUAACCCAAGCUUUCAAUGUAUUCAACAAAAUAAUAAAGAAAGCAGCUUGCAUGUUUCUUCGUAAGAUAAUCAAUAGGCCCCGGCCAAUGCAAACUUAUGCUCUAUGAUUCACUGUCACUUAUUUUUAUGGUUAGGCCUGUCUGUGGUUUAUGUAUCUUUAAAUUUAAUUAGUCUUUCUUGGUUAAUAAAUUCACAAAUACAAAGUUUUAAACUUUUGUCACAGUAGUGAUCACUGCACAAAUAGAUGUCAGGCUGAAAGUAACUGCUGUUAAGCUUGCCGUUCCUUGGGGGAGUUGGGGGGGUGUGUUGUAUUUACUGUGCUGUUGCAUGCAUGUGAGUACAAAAAGUAAACAAAGGUUCUGAUAACUUUGAAUGGGAAAAUCUGUUAAAAAAUCAUGUACUCUACCAUUAACCAUCAAAAACAUCCAUAAUUAUAAAAACAGGUACAAAGUAGGGAAAAAAGUAUCACUUGGCAUGCAUGCACUUGAUCUACUUUAAAAAAAGAGAAUUCAAAAUAUGGACAUUAAUUUCAUUGCCCUAAGGAUAGUUAUGAGUAAUAAAAGUUGUAUCUGCUGCAAUUGCAAUUAUCAUUGAAUGGACUAUUUAUUUUUAAAAAACAUUUCUAGUAACUUAAAGACAUAUUUUGUUUUUCUCUAUAGAAUGUUUGAAAAUAAAUUCAACUUUUCUUGAUAUCGAUUCACAGAAAGCAAUUAAGGAGAAAAAUCUCAACCUUGAUGCAAUAGAGGAGCAAGUACUAGGGACAUCUAAAGAGAAGCAACCACCUUCAAAGUGAUUCAGUUAAAGUUGGAGUCUUACUUGGUUUUUGUUAAUCUCUUUAACUUAUUUCUGAAAUUUGAUUUAGAUCUGUGUUCAAAAAAAAAAAAAUUCUUUAGUUUAUUUCAGUUUUGUCAAUGUGAGUUUUCAAGAAACUUUCAUAACGAUCAGGUUGUCAAAAUUAUUAAGCAUUGGGGAUCCAUAUAAACUAAAAAUAGAGAAGAAAAAAAAAAAGACCACCAAGUUAAUAUAUGCAACUGAAUUUAAUAUAAAUAGUAUUAAAAGAUAAAAUUCCCAUUUAAAAGAAAUAAGUAUUUAUUUUUUAAGGAGUUAUCAAGUAAUAUAUCAAUUUAUGUUAAAGAAAUUUUUGCUCUUACUCAUAAUAAUCAUGUGAAAUAUAUAUGGACCAAACUUGAGAACAGAUUGAUAACUGUACAAAAUAUUUCAUACCAUUACCAGUAAGGCAUAUAUAUUAAUGUAAUUCCUCUACACUCAUUUUCAUCUAAAAAUUUUGAUGUCAUACUUCCAUUAAUAAAUAACAUGCUGUGCUAAAUGUUGAAUAUCAUUAUGUAUAUAAAGAACACUCAUGCUUUUUUUAUUCUAUAUUGAACAUUGAAAAUAAAUUAGAAUUUGUUGAACUUGAACCAAUGAUAUUUACAUUUCUUGUCAAGUCUCAACUAGUAGUAUUAGCUAAAG